Messenger RNA from Talaromyces stipitatus ATCC 10500, 2847 nucleotides. RefSeq names its product arrestin domain protein. Bases 1 to 2496 code for a protein of 831 amino acids. The transcript is spliced from 3 exons. Lineage: Eukaryota; Fungi; Ascomycota; Eurotiomycetes; Eurotiales; Trichocomaceae. Gene Ontology annotation, biological process: ubiquitin-dependent endocytosis. Gene Ontology annotation, cellular component: cytoplasm; cytosol. Gene Ontology annotation, molecular function: ubiquitin protein ligase binding; protein-macromolecule adaptor activity. The record is from RefSeq and is a predicted model, not a curated record.
AUGCCUAGAAACUCAAUACGCUACCGUCCCAUGACGACAUAUGCCGUAGGCAGACAGCGUGCUAACGAUGGACCGAGUAAACAGAAAUCAAUACCGUCGUAUUAUUCAGAUCAUAUUAUUUCUCGAUCUUGGUACAAAGCACGACUCCCCGAUUUCUCGCUCCCUUCACCCGGCACAGAUCUAGUUGAGCUUUGUGAGAAGCUACUGGAACGGCCGAGAGAAAGCGCGAAACGAUUCUUUCGUCUGCAGACUCUGACUCGGAUAGUUGAAGAAGAGGAAGAAACAAUGUCACUCAGUGUACAGAGGCCGGACCGAUCCCGGCCGCAUUCGGAGAUCUUUGUUGGCGCGGAUGAGGAUCGAGUAGCUCAGUAUAUGGCUGCUCAGAUUCUAGAUCGUAAUAAUUCGAGUAAUGGUUCGCUCUCCGGGGGAGUCUCGCGUCCUAUUUCGCGGGAUCGGUCGAACAGUGAUGACUCGAAUAUCAUGAGUACCGGUGCGAUGCCGACGUUGCGCAAUGAGCGAGUAGUCGCUUCGGGGAACGGGAUUAGUGUUAGUAUUGCACUGGCGGAGCCUCUCGUUUUCCUGCCGAGUUAUGAUCACAGUGAUCCAAGUACGAAAAGGUCGGCUAUUUUAAGAGGUCAUUUGCACAUCAAGACAACCAAGUCGGUCAAAGUGAAGAAGGUCUCGAUAUGUUUUCGUGGACAGGCGCAGACAGACUGGCCGGAUGGUAUUCCUCCCAAGAAAAUCAACUUUCACGACAAGAAAGACAUCAUGACAUCAGGAAUGAUAUACUUCAACCACGGAGAAACUGCUAUUGUCCAGAACCCAUACGGCGCACAUUACUACAAAGUAGCGAAUACGGCACCUCUGUCAACUAGCAAAGAACCCAAAAUCUACAGCGUGACUACGACAACGAGGGAGCUCUUGAAGAACGGCUCAACAACCACCGUGAAUAAAGACACUGCUCGAGAUCUGAAACGGCUGUCAUUGCAGUCGAAUCAUUCGCGUAGUUUCAAUAAGAACGAUGCCCCCAACCACAAUCAACCUCAAGCAGUACGGAAUUACCGACUAUUCCCUCCUGGUGAUUAUCUGUAUGCGUUUGAGUUUCCUAUCGACGGAUCAAUGCCAGAGACUAUUAAGAGCGACCUUGGAUUUGUCAGGUACGAUCUUGAAGCUAUCGUCGAACGAUCUGGCGCUUUCCGUCCGAAUUUGCUUGGAAGUACAGAAAUAGAGGUGGUACGAACCCCCGCCGAGGGAUCUCUCGAACAAGUCGAACCUAUUGCCAUCUCUCGAAACUGGGAGGAUCAACUUCACUAUGACAUCGUCAUUUCUGGAAAAUCAUUCCCCAUGGGAUCACAAGUCCCUAUUGCGUUCAAAUUGACACCUCUCGCCAAGGUUGAAUGCCACCGAAUCAAAGUCUACGUGACGGAAAACAUUCAACAUUGGACGCAGGACAAGUUUGUGCACCGGUUGCAGCCGCCGAAAAAGGUACUCUUGUUCGAAAAACGGGCCGACCAGCCUAGUGUAAGCACGUAUCCCGGAAGCAGUAUGCGAGUUACGGCCGGUGGUGGUGUACCCUGGGAUCAGCGCGAAGCUGCCGCGCGAGGCGAAGAACAGGUCAACCGUGGAGUUUCCAGCCUGUUGGGCAAUUUGUCGAAUGAUGUGGGAGUUGGGCCUACGGAAAUGGAGUUUAGUGUGCAACUUCCGAGCUGUCAUGCUAUGAAAGGAAAGGAUGAGGCGCACAAGUUGCAUUUUGAUACGACUUAUGAAAAUAUACAGAUCAAUCACUGGAUUAAGAUUGUGAUGCGUCUGUCAAAAACAGAUGAAAAGGACCCUACCAAACGGCGACAUUUCGAGAUCUCAAUCGAUUCUCCCUUCCACAUUCUUUCCUGCAAGGCGACACAAGGAAACAUCUUCCUACCAGCCUAUAGCGACCCAUCUUCAGAUCCAGCCGUUCUUCAAGACGAAUACACCUGUGGAUGUCCCGGUGCACCAAUGACCCGUCGAAGCACCCCAACCAGUCGCAUCAACUCCUCGUCUUCCCUAACCCAAAUCAACAAUAAUAACACCAAUAAUACCAACAACGACACCAACGGGUCAGUUCACGGCACCCGUGGCCUCCCGCGCAGCUUCACAAGCGGAUCAGGCGGCCUCUCACGGCCCGAACAAGCACACAUAGCCCACGAACCCAACGAACGUGACGCGCGACCAAUGCACCUCCUCCGCACCCCAUCCUUUGCUCCCCCGGCAUUCGAAGAACUAGAACCACCACCACCACUCAUCACCCCUCCGCCCGAAUACGCAAGUAUCGUGGGGAAUAUAGACCGCGAAACUGUGCUGACGGAUUAUUUCAACCGUCUUUCGUAUUUUGAGGAGCAGGAUGAUGAGGAGAGAGGGUUGGGAAGGGUGGAUGUUCCGCUUACGCCGGGGGGGAGGGUGCAUAGGAGUAUGGAUGUGCCGAGGGAAUGGGUUAGAUUGGGGGAUGCUACUGUUCAAUAGUUCCAUACAUUUAUACGACACAUGAGCAGAGCGACAGCCCGGCCGUAUAUACCUCUACCACUCAUUUCUUACCCAGCAAUCAUUCACGACCUUACGAUUCAUGACGGGUGGCGAGACAUGUCUCUUUUCUUUUGAUCUAUCGACAUAUACACCAUUCUAGACCGGCGUUUAAUCAUGUCUAUCUCUUCGAAUAUCUUUCUGUGAUAUCAUUCUUUUACUCUGGAGGAAAUCUGUUUAUAUUGGGGUUUUACAUAUACGCACUGGACUGGAAAGUUCCAGUGAGGUGGAAUAAAAGCGAUUGUCUAUAUUAUAUAUAUUAAAUGCUGUCUAUUGACUCUUCAUCCUAUCUUU